Messenger RNA from Rhagoletis pomonella (apple maggot), 1164 nucleotides. RefSeq names its product odorant receptor 94a-like. Gene Ontology annotation, biological process: sensory perception of smell; detection of chemical stimulus involved in sensory perception of smell. Gene Ontology annotation, molecular function: odorant binding; olfactory receptor activity. NCBI's taxonomy places the organism in Eukaryota, Metazoa, Arthropoda, Insecta, Diptera, Tephritidae. Gene Ontology annotation, cellular component: plasma membrane. The coding region runs from base 1 to 1164 and encodes 387 amino acids. The transcript is spliced from 4 exons. The record is from RefSeq and is a predicted model, not a curated record.
AUGGAGUUUGACAACAUCAACGGCGCUCGACGCAUCAUAAAGAUCUUACAACUUAUGGGCCUUUGGCGCUCGAGCGGUCCAAGGCAAAGGUUGUAUGCCGCCUAUUCUUAUCUUUUACAUUUCACCUUCACCUUUCCAUACACGGUGAUGAUGUGGCUGGAUGUGGCGCAGGCGAAUGAUUUGCAAAAGUUCACUUACAUUAUGUAUAUGUCGUUAACAGAAUUGGCAUUGCUGGCCAAGGUCAUCAAUGUUUGGCUCAAUGCUAGAUUGUUUGUGAACUUUUUUUACACGCUCGCUAAUGAUGUGCUUUUCCGCUUGCGUACUCACGAGGAACGACAGUUUGGGGCGCGUGUGCAUAAAUAUUAUCGUUGGAUUGCAUUUAUGUAUUUUUUCAUGAGUAUCACGCUGGUUACAAUCGCUUUCGUCGGUGUACUUUUCGCUGCAGAAUACGAAUUGCCAUUUCCUUAUGCGCCACCUUUCGAUUGGCAAAAUGAACGCGGCUAUUGGUAUGCGUACUUUUAUGAGUUAGUGGCAAUGCCGGUGACUUGUUUCUCCAAUUGUGCACUGGAUAUGAUUCAAUGUUAUAUGCUGUUGCAUUUGUCGUUGUGUUAUAAAAUGAUUGCCGGACGUUUGGAGGAAAUGGGCAAACAGAGGCAGCAGUUACGUCGAUGGAGCGAGUUCAGUGAGAUGCGACUCUUAGAAGAAUUUGUGGGCAUAGCGAAAUUACAUGAUAAAACAAAGAAAUUAUCAGAAAGUUGUGAGAUCUUCGUUUCAUUUCCCUUCCUUAUACAGAUAAUGUGCUCCUCAUUUGUACUCUGUUUUAGUGCCUACCGACUGCAAAAGGUCAGCAUAUUCGAAAAUCCCUCACAAUUUUGUACACUAAUUUUGGCUGUGAUUGUAAUGACUUUACAAAUUUUCAUACCAUGUUAUUGUGGUAAUGAAAUAAUCUUGAAUUCUGGUGCAUUAAACGAUGCCGUCUACCAUGCUGAAUGGGUACAGUGUAUGCCGAAAAUGCGUAAAUAUCUAAUAAUCUACAUGGAAAUGCUGCAGAAGCCAAUCAAAGUGAAAGCUGGUAAUUUUUUCGAAAUUGGUUUGCCGGUUUUUGUAAAAACUAUGAAUAAUACAUAUAGCUUAAUGGCAUUGCUGCUUAAUAUGAAUAAGUAA